AUGACUUCAGAUUCCUCCGCAUCAACGACGCCCAUGAUUCUUACCCCCGAUUCGACAGGGGCGGGAAGCUCGUCGUCACCAGACGUAGCAACAGCGAAGAAAGCGCGUCGACAGACCGCGUUCUACCCUAACAUGAACUCGACGAACAAGCCUUUGAAACCCUUCAGCCGCAGUGCUGCGAAACGCGGGAGCGUUAUGGCGUUGGGGAGCAUAGAACACUUGCAGCAUUAUUUCACCAAGACAGGGAUCGCUGCGAAGAAGAACCCAAAGCUAGAUAAACCGCACUAUGGGCUAGUGCCAGCCAUAGGCGGGACCUCACACGUUCGUUCACCGCCUUCUGUAGGGAGUUUACAAGAGUUCCUCCUACCACCAUCACCGGUAGUGCCCAACCCCCCAGUCUUUCCUCCCUUUGUCAAGACCUACGAAGUCAACCCGGAGUCUUUGCUUCCAGGUGUUAUUGAAAAUCUCUCUGUGGUGGCCCACGCUUGGUGCAUCGACAACACCACCCCUACUUCGACGACAAUCGACGUCUUGGGCAUACUACAAACUACAACUCGUGCCAUACGUGCAGUCCGAAACUAUGUUCUCUCCCUCCCAGACGAAUCCGCAGGCACGAUACGAUCCCAAUUCCGAUCCAAGAUACUAGGACCAGGAAAAUCUACGAAUCUACCCUCAUCCUCGUCCCCAGACCCUCUAACUCUCAUCCGGAAAUCCGCGUUAGAAGUGCUUACUGUCCUUCGUGAGCUGGAGGAGACUUGUCGCCUACCGCUCAGCGACGACGCGUACGAUGCCCAAAGCGACGGCGGCAACUCUCGCGGGGCUGAAGCGAUGGAGUUGUUGCCUGAUGAAUCCGAUAUUGGUAGCAUCGAUCAAGACCCAUAUUUAACAUACUCCCUCGUGCAGGUGGAAGGCCGAUUUGAGAGCAUUCCGGUUUGGGAAGAUGAGGAAGACAGCUCGUUUGUGUUUGGUGACGAGGAUGAUGGGAAGGAGAAGAGGGAGCCUUGGGACGAGAGACUCGUUGUUGGGAACGGGUGGUUGUAUAGGCAAGACGUGAAGCUAGAGGAUUUGGAGAGGGAGAGGAAAGUGUUGCUUUCAUAUGUGGAUGUUGUUGAUGAGGUGUUAUUUGGCGGGUCGAAAAAGGGUUUGGCGGAGAGGGGUUGGGAGAGGGAGAAGAGGAAGCUUAAGGCGAGGGGCGGUCCAAGGCCGAAGAAUCGGCGGGUGAGCGCUGGGGAUGGAGAAGGCAUAAGCCUUGGGGUGGUUUCUGAUGUUGGCAGACGGAGGGUGUCUACGGGGAUGGUGGGCCUCAUGGAAGGGAUGAGCUUGUCGGAAGAGCCGGAGCAGAUGGAUGACAUUGGAGAGGAUGUGGGGGAGUAUGAAAGCAUAGACGAUGACGAACUUCCGGAGUGGGCGCGAAAAAACAACUUUAUUGAGGAUAAUCUCGGUCGAGCUCACUCCCUUUUGCUAUCCUUCCUUCCGCCCGCACUCCAACCCGCUUUGCAGCCCUCUUCACCUCGAGAGGCCUUUCUUGAAAGCCUUUCAUCUGGUCAACUGCUCUGCACCGCGUACAACUCUUGUGUCCGGAAGUCAAAGAAGCCAUGGGGCUACGUGAGCAAGGACGGCAUCCACGACAUUAUAGCUUUGGAGAAAUCAGCGGAAGCUGACUUGGAGGGUGAAGCCAGCGCCGCUCCUGGAAAGAAGAGCGGCUGGACGUUUAGAAGGACCGACAAUCUGCGCCUGUGGGCUGGCGCGCUGAAGCUGCGAUUCAUGCUGCCCAUUCAAACUCCUUACCAACCGCUCAAGCAUGGUUCUGGAGCAAACAAUACUCCCGCUCCAGGCGCAGCCAUCGCAACUCCGUUGAGUUCUCCCGUCAAGCAGCGAUUUUCGGAGCCACCACUAGUUUUUGAUGCGAAGAUGGUGGCGAGGAAGGAAGAGGGUUGGGAUGCCAUGUUGGAGGAGGUGCUGAUGAAGUGGGUGUGGAAGGUCGUCGAAGAACAGAGAAGCAUACGAUAG
Messenger RNA from Laccaria bicolor S238N-H82, 2010 nucleotides. RefSeq lists its product as uncharacterized. The transcript is spliced from 4 exons. The record is from RefSeq and is a predicted model, not a curated record. NCBI's taxonomy places the organism in Eukaryota, Fungi, Basidiomycota, Agaricomycetes, Agaricales, Hydnangiaceae. The coding region runs from base 1 to 2010 and encodes 669 amino acids.